Molecule: messenger RNA, 1528 nt
Organism: Heterotrigona itama
Lineage: Eukaryota; Metazoa; Arthropoda; Insecta; Hymenoptera; Apidae
Source: the annotation of a GenBank genome assembly
CAAAUUUACACACAUUCUAUGCAUACAGAAAUGGAAUAUUUUUCUUAAUAUAUGGUGUUGUAAGAAUGUAAUAAGUGAUAUUAUAUAUCGCAUGAAAAUAAUAUUAUAUACGGCAACGUCACUUCGUUAAACAUUACAUUUUCUCACAAUGGAACCCUAAAUCUAUAUUACAUUUUAAUAUAUGUUUCACAUGUAACUAUUGUACUUAACAAAUAUUACAAAAUUCAAAUGACCAAAGUUCAGUAUGAUGAAAUAAUUACUCACUUGUAUAUAAUAAUAAACUAACCUGUAUAUGUAUACUUUUCGUUAAUAAUAACGGAAAGAAGUGCCUAUUUACUUGCAUUAUGUGAUCACCUAUUGCACAAAACAGUAUGAUUAGCAAUAGAUAGAUAAAAUCAUAUUUUACAAGUCAUUGCGUGAAUUCGACCUUAGAUUCGAAUAAGUAGAUUUGAGUGUGAUCUAACUUAAACAUAAUUCAAUCUAUUUUUGAAAAUAUCGAAGAUAAUUCUAAUAACGAAACAUGAAACCCCUAACUGAUUUGCCAUUAAUAUCAAAAUUAUCAUCAAGAGUGAUAAGAAUUUUAGGAUGUAACAGAGGGUCUAUGACGUUACAAGGUACAAAUACAUAUCUUGUUGGUACUGGUGCCAGACGUAUACUAAUCGAUGCAGGUGAAGAAAAAACUGCCAAUGAAUAUGUAAAACUGUUGCAAGAAGUCUUAAAAAAAGAAAAUGCAACUAUUGAACAUCUACUAAUUACGCAUUAUCACCAUGACCAUUUAGGAGGAGUGAAUUAUGUGUUGAACAUGUUGAAAGCGCUUGAUGUCGGAGGAUCUUCCAGCACUGUAUGGAAAUUACCAAGAGCUUUAGAAGAUACAGGAACCACUGAUCUUGAAGCAAAAGUUCAGUGGCAAGCUUUGAAAGAUAAACAAAUAGUGGAAGUAGAGGGUGCAAAAAUUUGUGUUGAGUACACUCCAGGACAUACAACCGAUCAUGUUUGCUUUAUGCUUGAAAAUGAAGAAAUAUUAUUUAGUGGAGAUUGUGUUCUUGGAGAAGGUACUACUAUAUUUGAAGAUUUAUAUACCUAUCUAACUUCCCUAAAAAAAAUGUUGGCAAUGAAGCCAAAAAUGAUUUAUCCAGGUCAUGGACCUGUGAUAAAAGAUCCAGAAACUGUAAUUAACCAUUACAUUAACCACAGAUUAAAAAGGGAGAAUGAAAUUUUAGAUGUCCUCCAACAAAAUACGAAAGAUAUUACAUUGUCUGAAACGGAUAUUGUAAAACAUUUGUACACGAAUAUUUCUCAAGAUUUAUUGCAAGUAGCAGCCUAUGGUGUAUGGCGUCAUCUUGAAAAAUUAUUAAAAGAAGGUAGAGUGAAAGGCGAGAAAGGAAAAUGGCAAAGUAUAUAACAUAAAAUGAUUUUAGCAAGUUAUUUAAUUUAAAAUCUUAAAUUGUUAAAUUAAUCCGUAUUAUUUGUAAAUAUUGUACAAAAUGGAUAAAAUAUAAUAUACUAUUGUUUCAUAGUUUAUUUGUAG